Molecule: messenger RNA, 1239 nt
Organism: Brassicogethes aeneus
Lineage: Eukaryota; Metazoa; Arthropoda; Insecta; Coleoptera; Nitidulidae
Source: the annotation of a GenBank genome assembly
GGGGAUUACACACUUCUGUUCAGAGCGUUAUACGACUUACAAGCAACGUGCCGCAUAAGGACAUCGUUUAUAUUUGCAAAAUUUAUUAAUUAUUUAUUUCGUGUUUUAAGUUUUUUUUGUGAAAUUUGUGAUUUAUUUGUGAUAAAAAGUAGGUCAUUUAUCAUGAGUUCCUUCGCAAACUUAGUUAAAGGCUACAAAAGCUUCAUGGAAACAAAAUCACAUCCGGCAACCAAAGACUGGUUUCUUAUGGGCGAUCCUGUGCCUCUUUUAAUAAUGAUAGUUUCAUACAUAUAUUUCUGUAAAGUGGCAGGACCAAAAUAUAUGAAGGACAAAAAACCGUACGAUCUUAAAGUUGCUAUGUUUGUCUACAAUGUGGGCCAAGUAUUAUGCAGCGUAUACAUAGUUUGGGUGGGUUUUCCUUAUUGGAUCUUCGGAAAAUAUAGUUAUAGUUGUGAGCCUGUAGGAGAUAAUCCAACGGUUCAAUCUACAGUAUGGUUGUACUUUAUGUGCAAAAUCGUGGAAUGGUUGGAUACGAUAUUUUUCGUUCUAAGGAAAAAAGACAAACAGAUAACCUACUUGCACAUGUACCAUCAUGCUCUUAUGCCCGUUUGUGGAUGGAUUGGUGCUAACUUUUUGCCAGGUGGACAUGGUACUCUUUUAGGUUUCAUUAACUCUUUCAUUCACAUUAUUAUGUAUGUUUAUUACCUAAUUUCAUCUAUGGGACCUCAGUAUCAAAAAUAUCUUUGGUGGAAAAAGUAUUUAACCCGCAUGCAACUUAUUCAAUUCUCCAUUAUCUUCGUACACAACUUCCAAGUGAUGUUCCGUACCUGCGACUACCCGAAAGGAAUAAACUUCUUACUAACAACUCAAGCUGCCUAUUUUCUCUAUCUCUUCGGAAAAUUCUACCACAAAAGCUACGUCCGGCAAAGAAGCAAAGUGCAGUCCAAACAAAACGGAGUGAAAAGUGAAAAUAUAAGUGGGUGCAUGCUAAACGGGCUUAACGGACACACCAACGGUGUUUUGAACAAUGUUCAGAAAAACAAAGUGAUAUAAGUAUAAGUACUGUUUGUUAGGUUAGAUGUAAUAAAUUUAAAUUAUAAUUAUGAAUGUGUUAAGAAACAUUUUUAAUAAUAAUUGUAAUUACAAUAUCAUGUACAAUUUCAAUUUUUUGUUUAAAGGUGUUUAUAUUGUAAAAGAAUAGAUAAUACUGUGAUUGUAAAUUCUAGUAAAUUUGGUUUA